AAUUGUCUGCAUAUAAUUCAAUUCAAUUGAAUUUAUAUAUAUCUAUAAACAACUGGUUAAAAGCCAUACCAAUAAUACUGCUAAUAAUAAUAAUAAUACCCCACAGUAUUGAUGAUCAGUAAAUCUAAUAACAUUUGCGGGACAGUAGUAGUAGUAGUGGCGAUGGUUUGGCCAUCGGUGGUACUGAUACUACUGUUACUAGUGUUAAGUGAUGACCACCAUAUCGGCGGCGGCGGCGGCGGCGGCAGCGGACAGGUAUCGGCAGCGCCAGCCAAGGGUAUCAUGUGUCCGACCGAAGCCGGUAAUGAUAAGACCGAACAAAACAUUAUAUGGGAAGCGUUAAGCUGUACCCGUAGUAAAUGGGAAACGCCUACUACUACCGGAUCCGAUCAACAAACCCGUGCCCUUAGACUAUGUUGUAGUCGUGUCGAUGAAAUCCAAAUGAGAUAUCAAUUGUUUUACAAACUGUGCAAAAUUAUAUCACCAAACGAUGCCAACCAAACCUAUUAUAUCAAUCUAUUAGAUCGUCAAAAACAAUGCAAAGAUGAUGAACAUAUAGACUAUGAUAAGUUACAGUGCGAUAAACAACCGGUCGAUUUGGACAGCGAUGGCUGUCUGUAUUAUAGACAAUAUAUUAUGAAUGAAACGAUAGCGACAACAACGACACCGAUUACUACCGUUCCCGUUGAUACCACUGAUAGCAGCAGCAGCACUGGUAGUGGUGGUGGUAGUGGUACCAGUAUUGACAAUACAAUAACAACAACAGUAGUGCCACACAAUACCACCGGUGUUGAUACUGACACCAACACUACCAUCAUUACCAUCACCACAACCACUACUACUAGUGAUAAUACUAUGACAUACAGUGACAACAAAACCAUACAGUCAUCUACUGCUGGUGGAGGAGGAACUGACAAACCAAUGACUACAACAACAACGACAACAACAACAACGAUGACCACUAAAGACAAGUCGUCGUGGAGUAUAACAUGGAUUUUGUUAAUCAUUUUCCUGAUACCUGUUGUAAUCGCAUUGAUAGCCGCAAUCGGCAUAUACUAUAUGAAACGAUCGGCCAAACGUAGUGACAAACAGUUGUCGUCUAAAAAACCGCCGCCGAAGCCGACUACGGCUACUGGCCAGAGACCGACACCGGUUGCGGCUACACCACAGUCGGUAGCGGCACAACCGGUAGCGGCUCCACCACAGUCGGUAGCGGCACCUGUAACAUCUAAAACAACUGUCCCCUCUAGCAAUGUUAAUACGGCUACCAGUGCUGUCGCCAACAAGUCUAGCGAUUCCGCUGUCGAUAUCCUUAGCAAAACAGAUUCCGAUCAAUCAAUUUGA
Oppia nitens is the source of this 1344-nucleotide messenger RNA. RefSeq names its product mucin-5AC-like. NCBI's taxonomy places the organism in Eukaryota, Metazoa, Arthropoda, Arachnida, Sarcoptiformes, Oppiidae. The transcript is spliced from 4 exons. Bases 112 to 1344 code for a protein of 410 amino acids. The record is from RefSeq and is a predicted model, not a curated record.